UUCCCCGAGACAAAAUUUGGGUAAAGCUGUUGGGAGAUUGAGAUUCACAGUAGAGAUUUCUCAGAGCGUUUUUGUGGAAUUUUCAAAUGAAAUUUUAAUCUUGACUAUCAUUUUGUGGAAGAGCAAAUUGUAGAUUGCAGGCCUGGGGUUAUUUCAACAGAAAAAAAAAAAGGCUUCCGUAUUUGUUUGAUUUGUACCUUCUCCUGAAGUAUGUUGGUUUGAAUCUCAAGUAGUCUGGAGCGUCAGACAUGGAUCGAAAUGGAGGUCAAAUUUAGGUUCCUGUAAGAUCCAUUUUUUGCGGCAGGAUGAAGAAGAAAGGAUGCUUAGUUAGUGAUGAAAUUGGCUUCUGAAUCCAGCUGUUCUUUAAAGGAGUUUAAAUCCCUCUGAGAAUCUGUAGUCUUCUGAAAUGUUGGUUUUGACUUCAAGAUUAUAGCUUUCCCUUUUGCAUCCAUAGUUUAGCUUUGCUUCCAUGAUCAAAUUCGCAAGAUUUUGCGUUUGAGAGAUAUCUAUGUGGUGAAAUCUUUAUCAUGAAAUUGAAAUCGUUAAAGGUUUGAAAGAGGAAAAAUGAGCAACCGCGAAAGAAGAGGAUCAGUGCGACAAUACAUACGCUCCACGUUUCCUCGCCUUCGCUGGACUCCUUAUCUCCAUGACUGUUUUGUGAACGUAGUAGAACGGCUUGGAGGACGAGAUAAGGCAACUCCGAAGUUAGUCCUCGAGAUGAUGAAUGUAAAGGGACUUAGAAUCUCCCAUAUUAAAAGCCACCUUCAGAUGUACCGAUCUACCAAGAAUGAUGAAGAAAACUUUGGAUGCCUUACUGCGGAAUCCGACCCUAAAUUCCUUCUAAAGCAGCAGAUAAGGAGUUUUCAAGAGCAUUCUGUUAUAAAUAAUUAUGGUUAUCAGCGUUCACUGACAAGGUUAUUGACCGAAGAGGCUGAAUAUUUUGGCACGGCAGGUGAAGAAGUUACAGAUCUGGAAAACACUACUUCAACAGGUCACCAUGCACUAAUAAGCCAAAGCAAUGAAAAUCACAUGCAAAAUGAUAACUUCGGAGAUGGUUCGGUUUCGAGUCAAUGUCAUAUUCCUCUACUGAAAAGCUAUGGAGAAAAUAAUAUGAAUCAAAUUAUACAAGAUGCAUUUCAUGAUCAAAGGAAAAUAUUCAAGCCUUCAGAGAAUUCUAGUACAACCCAUGGUUGCAACCAAGGAAAUUUGAACCAGGCGUCAUCACAGACAAGUUUCAAGGCCAACAACUUGGAGGAUUUUCUUCGCUUAUUAUUAUCAAAUGAGCAAUGUCAACAAAUAAAUAUUCAACAACCAUUAAAUUGGAGGGUCCCUUCGGAACCAUCAUUGGUAGAAAGACCGAAUCAGAAGAGUGGGAAAACAGCUAUUUCUCAACAGAAUAAAAAACAAUGGGAGAUUCCUCACAAUGAUUUUGCUGCUAACAAAAUGAUUAAUUGUCCAGAAAGUCACCAUGGAUCAAUUACAGGUGGCUUUAGAACAGGAAACACUAUUAACUUGGAUUUGACCAUGUCAAUUUGACAUAUUAUAUGCAAUAGGAGAAUACUAAUAGUAACUUUAUUCACAUUCUAUAUUCUAAAUAUAGUCUGUAGCUAAAUGAUGAAGCUGUUGGACAGUUCAAAGAUGUUUUAUA
Messenger RNA from Cryptomeria japonica (Japanese cedar), 1648 nucleotides. RefSeq lists its product as uncharacterized. Gene Ontology annotation, molecular function: DNA-binding transcription factor activity; DNA binding. The transcript is spliced from 6 exons. Lineage: Eukaryota; Viridiplantae; Streptophyta; Pinopsida; Cupressales; Cupressaceae. The record is from RefSeq and is a predicted model, not a curated record. The coding region runs from base 565 to 1536 and encodes 323 amino acids.